AUGGUGACUGGGAAAUCGCAGCCCGGCGUCGAGCCGGUCCAGCUUCCCCCAACCUCCCCCGAUCCCGUCGCCUCCAACUCUCCGCCGUCCAAACGAGAUCUCGCGUCGUGGUGGAGACAGUUCAAGCGGAACACCAGGAGAGAUGAACUGAAAGAACCCCCGCGAGGCAUCUUUGGUGUCCCACUGAAUGUCAGCAUCAAGUAUGCCAAUGUGGCCAUCUCACUCACCAACGAACAUGGCGAGAGCUUUAUCUAUGGCUAUGUGCCGAUCGUUGUGGCUAAGUGUGGCGUGUUUCUUAAGGAGAAAGCUACGGAUGUUGAGGGCAUCUUUCGACUCAAUGGAUCCGCGAAACGCAUCAAGGAUCUCCAGGAGAUCUUCGAUUCCCCCGAACGAUACGGCAAGGGCCUGGAUUGGUCAGGCUACACCGUACAUGAUGCCGCGAACGUCCUUCGCCGAUAUUUGAACCAACUGCCAGAGCCCAUCGUGCCCCUUGAAUUCUACGAGCGUUUCCGUGAGCCUCUGCGCGUAUAUCAGAGACAGGUUCAAGAGGGUAGCGAAGCGUCCGAGGCCGAGAAGUUCGACCACGCCAAGGCCGUCGAGACCUACCAGCAGUUAAUUAUCGCCCUCCCACCCUUGAACAAGCAAUUGCUUCUCUAUAUCCUUGAUCUUUUGGCUGUGUUUGCGUCCAAGUCCGACCAAAACCGAAUGACAUCGGCCAACUUGUCCGCAAUCUUCCAGCCGGGCAUGCUGUCCCAUCCACAGCAUGACAUGUCCCCCGAGGAGUACAAGCUGAGUCAGGACGUUUUGAUCUUCCUGAUUGAGAACCAAGAUCACUUCUUGGUAGGAAUGAGCGGUACGGGUGCAGAUGAACAGCAGGUGAAGGAAGUUGAGGCCGGUCUUCAACCCCGACCGGCAACAAACCCAUCCAACAUUCGCCGUUCUGCGUCCAGUGCGAGCAACAGUACUGAGAGCAACCGCAAACUGGACUCGCUGCGCCGCAAUGUUUCCGUUUCAUCGCGCAAUUCUCGUACUUCAAACACUGCCCCGAGCCCAGGAACGCCGACGUCCGGUGGCGGUGUCCACCGAAGCAAUACUCUCCCAUCCAAGAUGGGUCCGGUGUUGACUUCUGCACGCUUCGCACGGGCAGCCGAGAGCAACGGUAAUCAGCCCGGUCUACCGAUCUCUCACCACAGUUCUCGGUCUGCUAGUCGGGCCCCGUCGUUGCGUGAGGAGACCGCACCGAAGGACGAGCAGAAAACCGAGCAACGCAAUCCCAGCCAGUUCACAGCUUCCACGCAGGGAACUGCCUUCGUUCACUCUUCCACGCAUGGUCCUGUUCCUGUCGCAGCGGCCGAGAGAUUAAGCAUCAACGAUACUCCUCGGCCAAAAGAAAAUCUACCGACCCAUGCCACGCCUCCUGUCCAGGCCGCGACACCAACGCGCGAACGCAAACUCUCGAGCCUCUUCAGUAAAUCUCCACCGCCAGAAGGAGAGCACCGGGAGCCCCGGCAGCCAAAGCGCCUGCAGAAGAAGCGGAUACCAGGUAGUGCUAGCAUGAGCGCACAGAGCUCGUCCAACUCCCUUCAAGCCACGCCGUCGGAGUUGAACAUUGCGGAGGUAGCCUCUGAUGCGAACCGCGAACCGCCUUCAAUGGACCUUGCUGUGGGCGACACCACCCCAAAACCCCCCAAUACCGCAACCCUGAACAAGGAAUCAGUCCCCUCCGAGUCCAACCCGGUGCUCGCCGAAGGUACGACGCAACAGACCAUCGACAGCUCCCUACGCCCACAUCAAUCACGGACACCGUCGAUGAAUUCUCGGUCGUCUUUCACAGAUCAGUCAGAUGUGGAACAGACCGAGGAUGGUUCUCGCUCCGAGCGCCGAGAUCAUCGACGGAGCUGGCGCUUCCACCGCUCUGCCAAACGCAGCAGCGAGCAAGUUGGCUUGGGUGUCUCGUCUCCGCCAUUGGUGGCAACCAAUCCUGGUGCUGAGCAGAGUACUAGUUCGAUUGGCAGUGGCCAGCACCAAAGCAAUGAUCCUUCAAGUCAACCGAUUAGCCUGGAUGCUGGCAUCCAAGGCAGCACCACGGUUGGGAGCGAACCCGAGAAGAAGAGCUUGUUUGGGAAGUUCAAGGCCAAGGUCGCGCAAGUGCGUGAUGGUGUGAAAGACGACCGCGAACGGGCCAAGAGCCCUACUAGUCAAUCAGAUACCGACCCUUCGAUGACGACUCAGCCGUUAUCGCCUCCUUCCAAUGAGGCGAUCAGCAAGCCGUACGUGGAAGUUCCCGCUGAGCAAGCGAAGGACGAGCCUGUGCGCUCGCCCGUCUCGCCGCUGCCCGGAGCAGGUCUACCUCCUUCCAUUCCCGAGGAGCCGCACAGCCCGGAAGCCACAACAGCGACUGCAGCCCCCGAGAGCAAGGCGGAGCCCGUCUCAACCGAUCCGGCAGCAGCAUCUGAUCCACCCAAGGGAGAUAGCCCGGCAGAGAUUGAGAAAGAAGCGGCGUCCUAA
Penicillium argentinense is the source of this 2508-nucleotide messenger RNA. RefSeq lists its product as uncharacterized. Gene Ontology annotation, molecular function: GTPase activator activity. The coding region runs from base 1 to 2508 and encodes 835 amino acids. Gene Ontology annotation, cellular component: cell cortex. Gene Ontology annotation, biological process: activation of GTPase activity; regulation of fungal-type cell wall organization; signal transduction. The record is from RefSeq and is a predicted model, not a curated record. NCBI's taxonomy places the organism in Eukaryota, Fungi, Ascomycota, Eurotiomycetes, Eurotiales, Aspergillaceae. The transcript has 3 exons.